AUGGUCAAACCCAAGAUCCUCUGUCUGCACGGCGCAGGCUCCAACGCCGCCAUCUUCAGAGUCCAGCUCCGGCGGUUCACAAAGGCGCUCGACGACCGUUUCGAUUUCGUCUUCCCCAACGCGCCAUUCGAAUGUGGCAUCGGGCCCGGUAUGCAUCCGACCUUUGCUGGCUCGGGGCCAUUCUACCGGUGGCAGUGCGAGGAGUCCAACUCGGAGCACCUCGGGUUGACGGCCGAAGACAUCAACCGCGAGCGCGAGACGGUGCGAAACCACCUGGGCAACCUGCUUAAGCAAGUGAGCGAUGCGCCGUAUGUCGGUAUAGUUGCUUUCUCGCAAGGGUGCGGCAUAGCCACGGGUUUGCUCCUCGACCAGCACGAGCUGGGUCGGUAUUGGGGACAGUGUCUGACGUUCCAGUUCGCCUGGCUGGUGUGCUCUACGUAUCCACCGUUGACAUUGCUCACUUCCCCAAAAGAACACUCGGCGAUUCAUGACCAGACUGUAGGGAUCCCCUCGCUGCAUCUUGUUGGAACAAAAGACCCCUACAAUGGGCAGUCAAGGAAGAUGUAUGAGAACUUCUGGAAGGGGCCGAAGACCAAAUACAUGGAGUUUGAGGGCAGCCAUCAUGUUCCUACAACGCAGGCGGAUGUGGAUAGGGUGCUGGGGUUUCUAUCACAGAUGACCCAGUCUGUUGUUAUUAUGUAG
Colletotrichum destructivum is the source of this 702-nucleotide messenger RNA. RefSeq names its product Putative serine hydrolase FSH, alpha/Beta hydrolase. The coding region runs from base 1 to 702 and encodes 233 amino acids. Lineage: Eukaryota; Fungi; Ascomycota; Sordariomycetes; Glomerellales; Glomerellaceae. The record is from RefSeq and is a predicted model, not a curated record. Gene Ontology annotation, biological process: secondary metabolite biosynthetic process. Gene Ontology annotation, cellular component: nucleus; cytoplasm. Gene Ontology annotation, molecular function: hydrolase activity. The transcript has 2 exons.